AGCCGGUCUUCAUCUCACAUUGGAUUCCGAUCCCACAUAAAGUCCCCAUAUCUCGACCGAUCAACUUUCAAAUUACCACCGCCAUCAUGUUGUCCAAAGCGGCCCUCCUCGCCUUUUCGGCCCUCUCCCUCGUCUCGAGCGUCGGCGCAAUCGACCACGUCCAAGACCCCCAGCGAAUGCUCCAACUCAACGACGCCACGACGGCCCUCGAGCGCCUCAACAUCCUCUCCUCCGACCGUGACUGGCUCUUCGACUUCAAAGCCCAGUCCACCUGGACCGAAGACCCCGGCUCGGUCGUCAACGCCAACGCCGUGACGUUCCCCGCAGCAUUCGGAAACGGAAUGACCAUGGCCCUCCUCACCCUCGGACCGUGCGCUCAGCUCCCUCCGCACUUCCAUCCCCGCGGCUCGAACUACGUCAUGCACGUUGCGGGCCCGGCGGUCAAAACGUACAUGACGAUGGAAAACGGUGCGCGUACGGUGGAGGAGAAGAUAUUGCCAUAUCAGAUGACGAUCUUCCCGCAUGCAAGCGUCCAUGCGAUGGAGAACACCGGCUGCGAGACCGCAUACCUUGUCUCAGCUCUCAACAGCGAAGAUCCGGCGACACAUAAUCUUGCUAACGCAUUCUUCGCCCUCAAUUCCGAGCUCACAGAUGCGUCGAUGGGGUACCAACGGCUGGCUGUUAAUAACAGCGAGAUCCCUCCGCCGGGGACUGGGAGCCUUGCUGGGAGGGAAUCUUGUCUGAAGAGAUGCGAAGGCACUACUCGUCGCGCUAAAGAAUAG
This is a messenger RNA of Eremomyces bilateralis CBS 781.70, 782 nucleotides long. Its product is annotated as spherulin-1A. The record is from RefSeq and is a predicted model, not a curated record. Gene Ontology annotation, cellular component: cell wall. Bases 87 to 782 code for a protein of 231 amino acids. The transcript has 2 exons. Lineage: Eukaryota; Fungi; Ascomycota; Dothideomycetes; Eremomycetales; Eremomycetaceae. Gene Ontology annotation, molecular function: manganese ion binding.